Molecule: messenger RNA, 1973 nt
Organism: Cuscuta campestris
Lineage: Eukaryota; Viridiplantae; Streptophyta; Magnoliopsida; Solanales; Convolvulaceae
Source: the annotation of a GenBank genome assembly
CCACCCAUCCAGCUAGCACCUCCUCGAGUGGACUACGUAACGCGGUGGCGGAGUGUGUUCCGACCCAUGUACUCGCCGUUCUCCACCCAUCGCUUAUACCACCCACCAUAUAUUGCGUCGGCCAUGGAGGCGGAAGCGGCGGCGGCGGUUCUGGUUUCCCUGCUACUCAUCAUCACAGCUGCGUGGAAGUUGCUGAAAGCUUUCUGCAGCGUCUUCUCGUUCUACUGGUUAACCCCAAGACGCAUCAAGAAGGCCAUGGAGAGACAGUCGGUGUUCGGGCCGAAGCCUCGCUUCCUGGUCGGGAACAUCCUCGACACCGCCGCCAUGGUCGCCGAGUCGACCUCCGGUGACAUGGACUCCAUCCGCCACGACAUCGUCCCCCGCCUUUUGCCCCAUUACGUCGCCUGGUCCAAACAAUACGGAAAGAGAUUCAUAUACUGGAAUGGGGUGGAGCCGAGGAUGUGUUUGGCAGAAAUAGAUUUGAUAAAAGAGCUUCUAACAAAGUACAACUCGGUAACGGGGAAAUCGUGGCUGCAACAGCAGGGAUCCAAACACUUCAUUGGGCGCGGCCUUUUGAUGGCCAACGGCACCCACUGGCACCACCAGCGCCACAUUGUCGCCCCCGCCUUUAUCGGAGACAAGCUCAAGGGUUAUGUGGGGAACAUGGUGGAGAGCACAGAGAGAAUGAUUGAAUCCCUUGAAAAAAUGGCAUUGUUUGGGGAGGCGGAAAUCGAAAUCGGCAGCUACAUGGCUCGUCUCACGGCGGAGAUCAUUUCCCAAACAGAGUUCGGGAAUAAUUACGAGAAGGGCAAACAGAUCUUUCAUCUCUUAACCCUUCUCCAACAUCGCUGUGCUCAAGCUAGCCGCUACUUGUGGCUUCCCGCCAGCCGGUUUUUCCCAAGCAAAUAUAACAGAGACAUAAAACUACUAAAAUCAGAGGUAGAGACACUACUGAUGGACAUGAUACAGAGCCGGAAAGAGUCGGUCGAAUUCGGUCGUAUCAGCUCGUACGGAAACGAUCUACUCGGGAUGCUCUUAACAGAAAUGCAGAAGAAAAAGAAAGGGUUUGAGGGUAGUGAUGGGUUCAACCUUAACAUGCAGCUGAUAAUGGAUGAGUGCAAGACUUUCUUCUUUGCUGGCCAUGAAACCACUGCCUUGCUCCUCACAUGGACCAUAAUGCUCCUAGCCAGCAACCCUACUUGGCAGGACAAAGUCCGGUCCGAGGUUCGACAAGUUUGUAAUGCCGACCGCCCUUCUUCCGACCACCUGUCUAAGCUCAACCUGUUGAACAUGGUGAUCAAUGAAUCAUUGAGAUUGUACCCACCAGCAUCAAUUCUCCCAAGAAUGGCGUUUGAAGACUUGAAGCUUGGAGACAAUCUCCACAUCCCAAAGGGUCUCUCGAUAUGGGUGCCAGUGCUGGCAAUCCAUCACAGCAAAGAUAUUUGGGGGGAAGACGCGGACGAGUUCAACCCGGAGCGUUUUGCCACCAAGUCCUUCUCCGGCCCAGGGAGGAAUUUCCUACCGUUUGCCUCCGGCCCAAGGAACUGCGUGGGCCAAUCCUUUGCCCUCAUGGAAGCCAAGAUCAUCUUGGCUAUGCUCAUUUCAAAGUUCAGAUUUGAAAUCUCCCCGUCGUAUCGCCACGCCCCCGUCAUUGUCCUCACUAUAAAACCAAAGCAUGGGGUUCAAGUAAUAUUGAAGCCUUUAGAAGAUAUGCAUAAGAAAUGAUCGAGUCUAAGUUCCGUUCCUAACCGAUGCCUUUGUAGGGAUCGAUCAAUCAAUUUUGUUGGGCUUUGGAGGCUAUGUUUUGUAGAAGAGCUAGCGGAGUAUUAGUAAACCCAACUUUUCUUGGGAAUAAUAUUAUGAGUGGAAGGAAGAGGUAUAUUUUGUAAGGCUCUUCCUUCUUGAUUACUUUCUUAACGGCUAGAGCGGGGUGUUUCUCCAAUAUAUUCAUAUAAUUAAGGUCUUUCCAUUAG